Enterobius vermicularis (human pinworm) is the source of this 531-nucleotide messenger RNA. Lineage: Eukaryota; Metazoa; Nematoda; Chromadorea; Rhabditida; Oxyuridae. The record is from the annotation of a GenBank genome assembly.
AUGCUGCCCCGUCAAAAACCACGGGAAAUAUUUUUGUUCGGUAAUGAUGAAGCCCUUAAACAGAUUCAGGCAAUAGAAGGCAGCGCUUCAUUGAAAGAGUUCAGUGACGACGCUAAUGGGAAGACCACUUUGCUGAGUUCAAAGGUUCAAAAGUGGCGUCUUCCAACAGUUCAUGAGUUUCUUUACACGUGUGGAAAUGCUUUAACGCUUGAUGGGUUUUCCAACAUGUUUACUACCAGCUUUACGAGUGAAAGACUUGUGCGAAUAGGCGGGGUGAUUGAUGCAGGUUUUGUUUUAAGAAUUCAACGUCCAAGUCUGCGCGAAUGCAGCGGAUAUCGGGUGCCGGACGUUGAAGCCUUGAUGCGAACAAUCACUCUUGCAGUGGCGACCUAUCAAAAAGCUUUGACCUGUUCAUUUCAUAAACGGUUCUUUAGUAAGAAUUUUGGUGUUGCUCGUUUACGCUUUUUAAGGGAAAUCUUUCACCCCACAAAGGCUGUUGGACCGUCUGUGAAAUGGUCAUUUGACGCUUAG